AUGUACGGCAAUCCCGAAGGCGAACAAUUCCCUCCGGCAGUGAAUCCGGUCAUCGAUAGCACCACUUCCAUCGCUCAGGAGACUUUUACCAGUACGACGAGCUCUACCUCUGUUCCCCAGACUUCCACAACUGCACCGGCGGCAACGUUACAGACCUCGAUAGCGGCAGCACCGCCUGCAGUGGUAUCGAGUGUAGUGACCGCUGCCUCCCCUACCCUUUCCCCUUCCCCGCCCCCUUCCUCUCUCACUACAUCUAUACCUGUAGCUGUGUUCCCUCCCACGCCUGAGAGUGAGCUUCAGAGCCAAAGCAUACAGACUGAUAACGCUCUAGCGUCUACAACGUCAUCCAUUAGGACUCAGACGACAGACGCUUUGGAUACAGCGAGCGCUGGAAACGCUGCCUUAGUGACCACUAUAGGAACUGGGGCAACUUCCACCCUGAGAGACGGUGGAACAACAGACUCCUCGACAUCUGAAAAUGCUCCAUUCUCAACAAGCGGCAGUGGCAUCAGCACACAGACGACGGUGGCAGUGGCAGGGGGUGUAAUCGGAGGCCUAGUAGCGUUGUCACUCAUCGCUUUCGCAAUAUGGUUCUGGCGCAAGCGUGUUGUGAAGAAGCGGAGGAGUACGAUGUUGACGCCUCUCGGGCCCGAGUCAGGAUUUGGCAACAUGCGCGAGAAGGCACCUUAUACAAUAAGCCGGACAUCCAUUGGGCCAACCACAUUAUCCGAGAAACUGAGGGUGACUGUGGGGUCUAACAUGAAGAAGAUACGGGGGAGAUUCGGCAGUCUUGUGGGGCAUAGCCCAGCGCCGAGCGUUAACAUGAACAGAGGCAAUUCGCAAUUCCUCGACAAUACAAUCCACAGCCGCCAUAGCUCCUCAGACCUGGGCCGCGAUGGCUCGUCUGCCAAGGACCGCCUUCUUGGCUUCUUUGGACGUUCCAACGACAGAGGGCGCGGCGAGUCUAGUCGAAAUGAUCUCUUUGAAAGAAGCCGGAACAUGAAGGAGACCAAGGCUACUCUUGGGUCCCAGCCGGACUUCUUGACCCUGCUCAGCAUGGACGACAAGCAGCUGGCAGCUCAAGCGAAUAAGGGGCGCAGCAGCGUCAACAACCCGCGACGGUCGCAGAGCGCUGGUUCGAAUGAGCAUUUCCUUGGCUCUCUGGGUCUCAACUUUGAAUCACCGAAUCCGUUCUCAGAUGCCAACGCUAUGAGCCACGACUCUGCCAAAGUGGCCCCGCUGACGGUCACGAACCCCGACAACCCCUUCUCGGAUCAAAAUGCUAUCCAGCAGCCAACUGCCAGCAAGCAACCCGGCCCAGCGACGUACGUGCAAAAUAUUCGUCGCUCGCGAGGCCAGUCAGUAGGCGGCGUUGCCACGCGGCCGCCCAGCAACGCUCCCAGCAUGUACCGACAAUCCGGGGCCUCCGUCGAGUCCUUUGAGACGCGACGGAACAAGUUCCGGUCCGACCCUUUCGACCUUGACAGGCCGGAGCUGUUGUCAGUCGGGAGCGGCAGCAGAGCUAGCAGCACCAGAGGCAGCGGGGUACCACUCCCACCUCACCCGGCACACACGCGCAACGAGAGCUUCACGAGCAAGUACUCGAGCGGCGUCAGUCUGGACCAGUGGAGUGAUCCGGGGCCAGACGUUGGGCCCGGGAGUACACGGUGGGAAAGCCCCACGCCAACGGGCGAGAGGCCACCAGACGGCCGGAGGAGAAGCGGUGCCAGCCAGGGGAGCAACGGAACCGUAGGAAAAGCAUACUGA
This is a messenger RNA of Neoarthrinium moseri, 1767 nucleotides long. RefSeq lists its product as uncharacterized. The transcript is spliced from 2 exons. The record is from RefSeq and is a predicted model, not a curated record. Bases 1 to 1767 code for a protein of 588 amino acids. Lineage: Eukaryota; Fungi; Ascomycota; Sordariomycetes; Amphisphaeriales; Apiosporaceae.